UUUCCCGUCAUUCUUUGCAGGCGGCGUGACGUCACGCACCCCAUGUGGUUUGGGUUCUUUGCACCAGGCUGUGCCCCGGGAUGGCGCCUGAGGUCAGGGCUUUGCCGGACGGAUGGCCCCGGCUCAGCAAGUUUGUCCUGUCCGCCUGUGCGGCCAGUGUGGCCGAGCUAGUGACGUUCCCUUUGGAUCUCACCAAAACGCGUCUACAGAUACAAGGCGAGGCGGCACUGAAGCGGUCUGGAGAAGGGGGCUUGCCCUACAGAGGGAUGGUGCGCACAGCGGUGGGGAUUGUGCAGGAGGAAGGGCUGCUGAAGCUCUGGCAAGGGGCAACGCCUGCAGUCUAUCGCCACAUUGUGUACUCGGGGGUCCGCAUGGUCGCCUACGAGCAGCUCCGGGACUCGCCACUUGGAAAAGGGGAGAGUGAGACGUUUCCUCUGUGGAAGGCCGUGGUGGGGGGAAUGACCGCUGGAGCUAUUGGACAAUUUUUCGCUAGUCCAACAGACCUGGUAAAAGUUCAGAUGCAGAUGGAGGGAAAAAGGAGGCUCGAAGGAAAACCACCCAGAGUUCGAGGGGCUUAUCACGCAUUUGUGACUAUUGUGUCCAAAGGAGGAAUCCGUGGCCUGUGGGCAGGUUGGGUGCCAAACGUUCAGAGAGCUGCCCUGGUAAAUAUGGGAGAUCUGACCACUUAUGAUACAGUGAAACACUUUCUACUUCGGAACACCAGCCUCAAGGACAACAGUUUCUGUCACAGUAUUUCGAGCAUAUGUUCAGGACUGGUAGCUGCUACUUUAGGAACCCCAGCUGACGUGAUCAAGACCAGGAUAAUGAACCAGCCGAGAGACAAGCAUGGCCGGGGGAUCUUGUACAAGUCUUCCACAGAUUGCUUCAUUCAAGCUGUGCGCGGGGAGGGCUUCAUGUCCCUUUAUAAAGGCUUCAUGCCCACAUGGAUGAGAAUGGCUCCCUGGUCACUGGUCUUCUGGCUGACGUACGAGCAGAUCAGACGAUUUGUGGGAGUGAGUUCAUUUUGAUCCUCGUCAUGGGGGGUAUGAAGACCUGGUGGGAAUAGGAACUAUGGCUGUGCUGGAUGAUCCGGAGUAGAAGCGGGCACCAUGCAAAGCAAGGAGACCUUAAAGGGGUCCUCCGGGAAUGAUUUAAAAUGGCUGCCCGCCAGAAACGUGUCCUAGAAUCUGAGCAUCACUGGUUGCCACCACUUGCAGAGCUGCCUAGGGGGUUAGGUGGCAGGGCCUCACUACCGACUGGCACCUACUUAUACUACAUAUUGGUGAGUGCUCCUGUCAGGCUGCUCAGCCAUGAUGACAUAUCAUAGACAGAAUCACAUCAUUACCAUCUAUCGUAGAGCAGCGCAGUGAGGCCCACAUCCCCCUAGACAGCUCUAGUGGUGGAAACCAGUCCUGCUCACAUUAUAGGACCGGUUGCUGGCGCCCAUUUUGAAUCAUUCCCAGAGAACCCCCUUUAAAAGGGCCUCAUAUCCUACUUCUGAUUUGCUAUGCAAAUUUUUUAAUUUUUAUAUGAAAAUAUCUCAUUAUUUAAUCUGGAUAUAAAUAUUACU
Messenger RNA from Bufo bufo (common toad), 1570 nucleotides. RefSeq names its product solute carrier family 25 member 27 (gene SLC25A27). Gene Ontology annotation, biological process: response to cold. The record is from RefSeq and is a predicted model, not a curated record. Bases 81 to 1028 code for a protein of 315 amino acids. Lineage: Eukaryota; Metazoa; Chordata; Amphibia; Anura; Bufonidae. The transcript is spliced from 10 exons.